CCUUACUGGAAAAACAGGGAAAAGCUGUUUUUUUUCCUUCCACCCAUAUCGGGUGACACAGAAAUAAUACAAGCCCAGCUGGGUUGAGCUAUUCAACUCUCUGAAGUUUAGGAGCAAAUCUGAGCUGCUGAGCAGGGUGGCGGUUCCUUUCCUGGAUUAGGACCCUGUCCGUGGGAACCAGACCACCCCUGAGGCAGGAGAGCCACCCUGAUGUCUCCCCGGGGCCUGGGCCUGCCUCGGAGCCCCUUCCUCCUGGGGAGGGGGAGCCCUGGGCUCAUGUCCUCCCCACCCCUCCUGCCUCCUUCCCUGCAGGUGAACUUCCACAGCCCCCGGAGUGGUCAGAGAUGCUGGGCCGAGCGGACCCAGGUGGAGAAGCGGCUGGUGGUGCUGGUGGCACUUCUGGCAGCGGGACUGGUGGCCUGUGUGGCAGUGCUGGGCAUCCAGUACCGGACAAAAACGCCCCCGGUGUGCCUCAGCCAGGGCUGUGUCUCAGUGACCAGCUCCAUCUUGAGCUCCAUGGACCCCACAGUGGACCCCUGCCAAGACUUCUUCACCUAUGCCUGCGGCGGCUGGAUCAAAGCCCACCCUGUGCCUGAUGGCCACUCGCGCUGGGGGACGUUCAGCAACCUCUGGGAGCACAACCAAGCCAUCAUCAAGCACCUCCUCGAAAACUCCACAGCCAGUGUGAGCGAAGCAGAAAAGAAGGCCCAGGUAUACUAUCGCGCGUGUAUGAACGAAACCAGGAUCGAGGAGCUCAAGGCCAAGCCCCUGAUGGAGCUGAUCGAGAGGCUCGGGGGCUGGAACAUCACAGGGCCCUGGGACAAGGACAACUUCCAGGAGAUCCUGCAGGUGGUCACAUCCCACUACCGCACCUCCCCCUUCUUCUCCGUCUACGUCAGCGCCGAUUCCAAGAACUCCAACAGCAACGUGAUCCAGGUGGACCAGUCUGGCCUGGGCUUACCCUCAAGGGACUAUUACCUGAACAAAACCGAAAACGAGAAGGUGCUGACAGGGUACCUGAACUACAUGGUCCAGCUGGGGAAGCUGCUCGGCGGAGGCGACGAGGACUCCGUUCGGCCCCAGAUGCAGCAGAUCCUGGACUUUGAGACAACACUGGCCAACAUCACCAUCCCCCAGGAGAAGCGCCGGGACGAGGAGCUCAUCUACCACAAAGUGACAGCAGCUGAGCUGCAGGCCUUGGCGCCUGCCAUCAACUGGCUGCCCUUCCUCAACACCAUCUUCCACCCCGUGGAGAUCAAUGAAUCCGAGCCUAUUGUUGUCUAUGAUAAGGAUUACCUCGUCCAGGUCUCCACCCUCAUCAACAACACUGACAAGUGCCUGCUGAACAACUACAUGAUCUGGAACCUGGUGCGGAAGACAAGUACCUUCCUUGAUCAGCGCUUUCAGGACGCCGACGAGAAGUUUAUGGAAGUCAUGUAUGGGACCAAGAAGACCUGCCUUCCUCGCUGGAAGUUCUGCGUGAGUGACACAGAAAACAACUUGGGCUUCGCCCUGGGCCCCAUGUUUGUCAAAGAGACCUUCGCCGAGGACAGCAAGAACAUAGCCAGCGAGAUCAUCCUGGAGAUCAAGAAGGCGUUUGAGGAAAGCCUGAGCACCCUGAAGUGGAUGGAUGAAGACACUCGGAAGGCAGCCAAGGAAAAGGCUGAUGCCAUCUACAACAUGAUAGGCUACCCCAACUUUAUCAUGGACCCCAAGGAGCUCGACAAAGUGUUCAAUGAUUACUCUGCAGUCCCGGACCUCUACUUUGAGAACGCCAUGCGCUUUUUCAACUUCUCGUGGAGGGUCACUGCUGACCAGCUGAGGAAAGCUCCCAACAGAGACCAGUGGAGCAUGACUCCCCCCAUGGUGAAUGCUUACUACUCGCCCACCAAGAAUGAGAUUGUGUUUCCAGCCGGAAUCCUGCAGGCUCCGUUCUACACCCGCUCCUCACCCAUGGCCUUAAAUUUUGGCGGUAUCGGUGUCGUCGUGGGCCACGAGCUGACUCAUGCUUUUGAUGAUCAAGGACGGGAGUAUGACAAGGACGGGAACCUCCGGCCCUGGUGGAAGAACUCGUCCGUGGAGGCUUUCAAGCGGCAGACGGAGUGCAUGGUGGAGCAGUACGGCAACUACAGCGUGAACGGGGAGCCCGUGAACGGCCGCCACACCCUCGGGGAGAACAUCGCCGACAACGGGGGCCUCAAGGCGGCCUAUCGGGCCUACCAGAACUGGGUGCAGACAAAUGGGCCUGAGCAGACGUUGCCCACCCUGGGGCUCACCAAUAACCAGCUCUUCUUCCUGGGGUUUGCGCAGGUCUGGUGCUCUGUCCGCACGCCCGAGAGCAUCCACGAAGGCCUCAUCACCGAUCCCCACAGCCCCUCCCGCUUCCGAGUCAUCGGCUCUGUGUCCAACUCGAAGGAGUUCUCGGAGCACUUCCACUGCCCGCUCGGCUCACCCAUGAACCCCCACCACAAGUGUGAAGUCUGGUGAGGGGCGCGCACGACAGCCAAGACGGAGGCGGGGGUGAGGGUGAGCCCACAGGGUGGAGCCAGCGAGGCUGCCCCUCCGUCCAGCGCCCAGGGUGUCACCCAGCCCCCUUGGCCACCCAGGGCCGCCUCCCCCGCACUGGAGGGUUUUCAGCCGGAACAGCCUGUGAUGCGGGUUCUCAGCAUAAUCCGAGGUUUGAUCCCCGUGAAUACCGUCAUCCCAGGCACGCGUGCGCCAACUCUGAAGGGCAUUUGGGUGUCAGGCUGGUGGCUCCCCAGGCCUGGGCCCCACGCCGACAAGGGCAGUGGGCACAGCCCCACGCCCACAUCCAGCACCAGAUACACCACAAAUACCACUGUGUCAAAUGCUUUAAAUAUAUAUUUUUUGGGGAAACUAUUUUUUAAACAUUGUGGAAUACACUGGAAAUCUUCAGGGAAAUAAUGCAUUUAAAACACUUUUUUUUUUUUUUUUUUUAAGGAGAGGAUUGGUAUAUUUAUUGUGUUCUGUUUUUCUAAGUAACCUGUGGACAAGGGAAGCCCCACUGAUUUACCCCCCUCUCUUCCUCACUCACUGCAAGGCUGAGCUUGGGCAGCGAUCCCCGGCCCUUGAGCAGGUCCCCAAAUAGAGCUGCCUCAGCCCUUGGAACAUAGGACGCCAGCCUCCAUGGCCUGUGUCGAGAGGAAAGGCGUGGAGGCCAGGCAGGAAGCGGCCAGCUCGGGGAGGCCCAGCUCAAAGGCGCCACCCUUCUUAGUGUACGUGCUUGUGUCCCCAGAGCCCAACAGUGGGAACCCCAGCAAGGAAGGUCUGAUCUCCAAAGUUGCAGCAGGGCCCUGAUGGCUGUAGCAGCAUGAGGUCAGGGCAGGGCCCUCAAACCCAGCUGGGUGCGCAAGCACCCUGGAUCUGGACCAUAGGAGCCCUGUGAGGCCGAGCCCCGCAUCAGACGUGCUUUCCUAUACUCUGUCCGUCCCUCCUGUUUUGGCACCCCGUGUCUGUUCAGGGGGCCUGUUGCCUUUCUGCAGCACCCCCACCCCAGCCACUUGGGAGUCUACCUUGCGGACCCUCCUUCCCAGAGGAGGAAAAGAGAAAGUAGCUCUCAUCCCCCACAGGUCCCAGCUCCCCCCGAGCUCCAUCCACCCCGGCCUGGGCCUGGCUCCGGCUCCCAAGACGCCGCCAUCCCUGCCCUCUGUUCUCUAGUGCCUUAUCUGAGGCUGCAGCCCUGGGCUCCACCCCAAGGAGACAGCCCCCCCCUCGGGUCCUUGGCCUCCUCAGCGAAGCCCCCAAGUGUCCUGACUGGAACACAAGGCCAUACCCCCCACUCCCCAUGCCCGCAGAGCUGCCUCUCACACCAGCGCAGAAGCUCUGGCUACAGGUCAGUGGCACCGGGGUCAGGGGUCAGGAACCCCUGAGCUUGCCCUGAGCUCCAUCCCACCCUCAGCCCCUUGGGUUGAAUCAAGACAAUACUUGUAGCUAUUUGGUCUCCUCUUCUUGGGAAUUGCUUUCAGCCAUGGGAGACAUGAAGGGAACAUUCCCCAAACCCAGGCAGUCUGGCCUGUGGUGUCAGGGGACCAGGAGUGCCGUCCCCUCCCUGAGGCCACAGUUCAGAAGCUCCCCCCGGGUGGAGCCAGUUGGAGCCCCACUCUGGUCCUCUGGAGAAGGGGGUACCUGUGACUGAGGUAGAAGCAGCCGGUGCCCACCACGGUCUCCUAUCUCACAGCCCAGGCCCCUGGCCAGACGCCGCUCCCACAGGCACUCGCCUUGUCCAGGAAGCCAGACCCUCCUUGCCCAAGAGAAGUGACAGCUCAGCCACUGCCUCGCUCACCUUCAGAUCAGCCCCGGAGCUGGGGCAAGGGUGUGGGGAGUGGGUUCCCUGGUCGCCACAAGCAGCAUGCCUGGGAGCUCUUCAGAGGAAGGUAGGACUGCAGCCAGACAGGGAGCUAGGCCAGGAGCCCGCCACACGCGCCUUGCCACAGAGUGGGCUCUCCCAGGCUCCGCGCCCUCCCUGCCCCGUGGGCCGCAGUCCUUGAGAGUGUCUGUCAGCACCUCCCAGCCAGAAGCGAGUGUCCUAGGGCUGGGGGUCCAGGGAGAGGGAAUGUAGUUCGCGCUCACUGCUUCCUGGUGUGCUGUGAGUGGGGGCACGGGGAGGAGACCCCCCUUGAGCGCAAGGAGCCAUUAGGCCGGCUUCUCUGCAGGUACAUGGCCAUGGGCUUUGGAGCUGGGAAUCUAUUUUUUGUAUUCUUAUGUCUUGUGCUACUGUAGUUUUGGUGUGGCACUAUUGUAAUUGAAAUAAAGUACUUGUACCGUGG
This is a messenger RNA of Miniopterus natalensis, 4787 nucleotides long. Lineage: Eukaryota; Metazoa; Chordata; Mammalia; Chiroptera; Miniopteridae. The record is from RefSeq and is a predicted model, not a curated record.